Drosophila ananassae is the source of this 1261-nucleotide messenger RNA. Its product is annotated as glycoprotein-N-acetylgalactosamine 3-beta-galactosyltransferase 1. Gene Ontology annotation, molecular function: N-acetylgalactosaminide beta-1,3-galactosyltransferase activity. The record is from RefSeq and is a predicted model, not a curated record. Gene Ontology annotation, cellular component: membrane. Bases 34 to 1110 code for a protein of 358 amino acids. NCBI's taxonomy places the organism in Eukaryota, Metazoa, Arthropoda, Insecta, Diptera, Drosophilidae. The transcript is spliced from 4 exons.
GCUUCCGAUUAUUUGGAUAUUGGCAGUGGGAAAAUGAAGAGCGAGUACAUAACACUGGAGCAGUCGAUAUAUCCAGCGCUGGGCGGAGGAGGUAGACCCAAUCCCGGCCAGAAACUGACCACCACCCAUCUGAUUAUACUCACCCUGAUCGUGGGGACCCUCCUAAUAACUCUCUAUGGCUACUGGGACGUCAUGAUGCUGACGGCUCGUGCCACGGAUCCUCUUACGGCGGAGCUGAGGAACGAAUCCCUCGCCGAGCAACUGCAUCGCGAGGUGAGGAUACUGUGCUGGGUCCUGACCACGCCCAAGUACCACAAAUCGCGGGCGGUGCAUGUGAUGAGGACGUGGGGCAAGCGCUGCAAUAAGAUCUACUUCAUGACCUCUGCCCCGGACGACGAGCUGCCCACUGUCCUGCUUAAGAAACCGGAUCGGUAUGAGGUUCUCUGGGGGAAGACCAAGGAGGCGUUCACUUACCUCUACGAGCACAAGCGGGAUGAGGCCGACUGGUUCCUCAAGGCGGAUGACGACACCUAUGUUUUUUUGGAGAAUAUGCGCUAUAUGUUGUAUCCUUAUCCCGCGAACACUUCCAUUUAUUUUGGUUUCAAUUACAAAAUGGUGGGAGACCACCCAAAGAAUGAGACCUAUAUGUCGGGGGGCAGUGGCUAUGUGUUGUCCCGCGAAGCUCUCAGGACCUUUGUCGAGGGCGUGAAUGAUCCCGAAAAGUGCCGACAGGAGGACAAUAACCCCGAGGACGUGGAAAUGGGCAAGUGCCUCUUCAAUCUCGGCGUCAAAGCCGGAGACUCUAGGGACAGUCGCCUCCGGAAUCGAUUCUAUCCUGUGGCGCCCUUCGGAGCGCUACUCUCCGGGGAUGUGGCCCUGGACUUUUGGCUCUACAAAUAUGCCUAUUACAACUCACGAUCGUGCCUGGACUGCCUGUCGGACUAUCCAGUGGCCUUCCACUACGUGAGCAGCAGGCAGCUCUACGUCUAUGACUACUUCAGCUACCAGCUCCAGCUCCAGCUGCCAGGACGCGAAGUGCCGGAGGUGUUGCCCAAGAAGCUCCGCGACCAGGACAUCGUGAUACCAGAUGGUGACAAUACCGUAGUUUAGUGAUAGGAUCCAUCUCUUCCCUAAAAUCUCGCUGCCUAUAUUAUUUAUUUAAAAUAUUAAUUACGAGUUCUUGACCUUCUUCCCUCAAGCUUUAAAAAUAAAUAAAUUAUAAUUUAUAUAAUUAAUAAAAAUAAAAACACUUUGAACUGAA